CUCGGAGCCUGUAUUCUUGUUUUUUUUAUUCAAACUAUAUUUUCUUUCUCAACAGGUGUCCCACCUACAUGGAACCUCAGAAUCUAACAGGCGCCUCAGAAUUCCUCCUCCUGGGCCUCUCAGAGGAUCCAGAGCUGCAGCCCCUCCUCUUCGGGCUGUUCCUGUCCCUGUACCUGGUCACCGUCCUGGGGAACCUGCUCAUCAUCCUGGCCGUCGGCUCUGACCCCCACCUCCACACCCCCAUGUACUUUUUCCUCUCUAGUCUUUCCCUGACUGAUAUUGGCUUCAGCACCGCCACCGUCCCCAAGAUGCUGGUGAACAUGCAGACCCACAGCAAGUCCAUCUCCUAUGCAGGCUGCCUCACUCAGGUGUCCUUCUUUUUUCUUUUUGCGUGUAUGGACAACCUACUCCUGGCUGUGAUGGCUUACGACCGGUUCGUGGCCAUCUGCCACCCCCUGCACUACCUGACCAUCAUGAGGCCCCGCCUAUGUGGCCUGCUGAUCGUGGUGUCAUUUGUGAUCAGCCUUUCAGACUCCCUGACUCACUGCUUGAUGGUGUCCCAACUUACCUUCUGCACACAUGUGGAAAUCCCUCAUUUC
Molecule: messenger RNA, 599 nt
Organism: Manis javanica (Malayan pangolin)
Lineage: Eukaryota; Metazoa; Chordata; Mammalia; Pholidota; Manidae
Source: RefSeq, a predicted model, not a curated record